Macadamia integrifolia is the source of this 2377-nucleotide messenger RNA. Its product is annotated as L-type lectin-domain containing receptor kinase IV.1-like. The record is from RefSeq and is a predicted model, not a curated record. Gene Ontology annotation, cellular component: plasma membrane. The transcript has a single exon. Gene Ontology annotation, biological process: protein phosphorylation. NCBI's taxonomy places the organism in Eukaryota, Viridiplantae, Streptophyta, Magnoliopsida, Proteales, Proteaceae. Gene Ontology annotation, molecular function: ATP binding; protein kinase activity; carbohydrate binding. Bases 90 to 2186 code for a protein of 698 amino acids.
GGUUGGAACUUGGAAGGAAUGAGAUCUCUUAAAGAAAACAAGAUACCAAACUGAAAGUAGCAGUAGAGAGGUUCCAGAAUCCAGAUACCAUGUUUUCCAUUUUCAAGCUUACAGCUUUCUUCUUGUUCCUCGUCUGGAGAAUAGUUGGAGCAGCCUCACAAGAAGUUGGUUUCAUCUUCAAUGGCUUCCAAGGAGCUAACUUGACCUUGGAUGGCUCAGCCCAGUUCACAUCCAAUGGUGGUCUCAUGCUUACCGAAGCAAUUAACAGAGAACAGCAAGGUCAUGCCUUCUACACUAAACCAAUCAGUUUCCUCCAUUCAUCCUCUGCUGGAGGUACUGCUUGUGUAUCCUUCUCUGCAACUUUUGUCUUUGCCAUCGUCUCUAAGUAUUCUGUUUUGAGCGGUCAUGGGAUCGCCUUUUUCAUCUCACCCACAAGAGGAUUCCCUGGUGCUCUUCCAAGCGAAUAUUUUGGUCUCUUUAAUAGCGCCAACAUUGGUAAUUCAAGUAAUCAUGUCUUCGCAAUCGAGCUCGACACCGUAGAGAGCAAGGAAUUUAAUGAUAUAAAUGACAACCACGUUGGUAUAGAUAUUGAUGGAUUGAUCUCUGCUUUUUCUGCUCCGGCGUCCUAUUUCGAUAAGAAAGGUCGGCUUCAGAACCUAACCCUCGUCAGUGGCAACUCAAUGCAAGUCUGGGUGGAUUACGAUGGUGUCCAAAAGCAGCUCAAUGUAACAUUAGCUGCAAUCGAUGUUCCUAAACCAGCUAUUCCUCUCUUGUCUCUGUCUCGCGAUCUUUCUCCGAUCAUGAAAGAGUCCAUGUUCGUGGGUUUCUCAUCCUCUACUGGUUCUGUUCCCACAUCUCACUAUGUGUUGGGAUGGAGCUUCAAGGUGAACGGACAAGCAGAUGAACUCAAUCUCUCCCAACUUCCAAAGCUUCCUCGAAUCGAAACACCCAACCAGAAACCAGCUAUUUUGACAGUAGGAAUUCCUGUAAUUGCCUCUGUUUUGUUGUUACUAAUCAUCUAUUUGUUCCUAGUUCUGGUGAAUAGGCAGAAAAAAUUUGCAGAAGUGCUUGAAGAAUGGGAACUUGAUUAUGGUCCUCACAGGUUCAAGUAUAAAGAUCUGUAUGUGGCGACUAAGGGGUUUAAGCACAAGGAACUCCUGGGUAGUGGUGGCUUUGGUAGGGUGUAUAGAGGUGUAUUACCCACUUCUAAAAUCGAAAUUGCAGUGAAGAAAAUCUCCCAUGAUUCAAGACAAGGGAUGAAGGAAUUUGUUGCUGAGAUCGUUAGCGUUGGUCAACUACGACAUCGGAACUUAGUAACCCUCUUGGGGUAUUGUCGGCGUAAAGGAGAACUCCUUCUGGUAUAUGAAUUCAUGCCCAAUGGAAGUCUAGACAAGUUCCUCUUUGAUCCAUCAACACCGGUGCUGAAUUGGGGUCAGAGGUUUCGAAUUAUUCGAGGUAUAGCAUCUGCACUGUUUUAUCUACAUGAAGAAUGGGAGCAGGUUGUGGUUCACAGAGAUGUUAAGUCCAGUAAUGUUCUAUUGGAUGGAGCAUUGAAUGGAAGAUUAGGAGAUUUUGGACUUGCCACAUUGUAUAACCAUGAAAGUGAACCUCAAACAACACAUGUGGUUGGGACACUGGGUUAUCUUGCACCAGAACUUUCAAGAACCGGCAAGGCGAACCCGCGCACAGAUGUCUUUGGAUUUGGGGCUUUUAUGUUGGAAGUUGCUUGUGGGAGGAGACCAGUGGAACCAAGAUCACAAGCAGAUCAGGAUCUGGUGCUAGUGGAUUGGGUGUUCUCUUGCUGGAGGAGAGGGACUAUCCUUGAGACACUGGAUCCAAACUUGGCAGACAAUUAUGUAGAGGAGGAAAUAGAGCUUGUGUUGAAACUAGGAUUACUUUGCUCUCAUUGCAUUCCAACAGCAAGGCCAACUAUGAGACAGGUUAUGCAGUAUUUGGAGGGAGAACUUCCCUUACCAGAUCUGUCAUCUCUUAGUUUGAUUGCUAGUGGCAUUUCAUUUACAGAGGAUGAAGGCUUUGAUGCUUUUGUCAUAUCUUAUCCUUCUUCUCUUGGGAGGAUAUCAGCAUCACCAUCAGUUUCAGAAUCUCUUCUCUCUGGAGGAUUUUCUGGAGUACUCUCUGGAGGACUUUCUGGAGGACUUUCUGGAGGACUCCCUGGAGGACGAUGAUUCUCACCCUACUGAGUUUUGUUUUCCAUAAAUACCAUCACCCCCUGGUUGUGAUCUUCUUCCAAUAAUGUUUAUAUUGUAAAGCUAUCAAAACACUAUCAAUUAUUAACAAUCGCUUAGUAGGGACUGGACUAGUACAGUUACCUUGGAUGUGUAGAAGCCUAGAAGGCAAUGAAACUAAUAGUCUACCA